UGCGGCAACAUGGGCGUGUUUGACCGCGGAGUUCAGAUGCUGCUGACCACGGUAGGGGCCUUCGCCGCCUUCAGCCUUAUGACCAUCGCCGUGGGGACAGACUACUGGCUGUACUCGCGCGGCGUCUGCAAGAUCAAGAGCACCAACGAGAACGAGACCAGCAAGAAGAACGAGGAGGUGAUGACGCACUCGGGCCUCUGGAGGACCUGCUGCCUGGAAGGGUCUUUUAAAGGCAUGUGUAAGCAGAUAGAUCACUUCCCUGAGGAUGCUGACUAUGAGGCGGAUGCUUCAGAGUACUUCCUACGUGCUGUACGAGCGUCCAGUAUCUUCCCGAUCCUGAGUGUGAUCCUGCUCUUCAUGGGGGGGCUCUGCAUCGCCGCCAGCGAGUUCUACAAGUCACGCCACAACAUCAUCCUCAGCUCUGGCAUCCUCUUCGUCUCCGCAGGCCUGAGCAACAUCAUAGGAAUCAUUGUGUACAUAUCAGCCAACGCUGGGGACCCUUCCAAGAGUGACUCCAAGAAGAACAGCUACUCCUACGGCUGGUCCUUCUACUUCGGCGCCCUCUCCUUCAUCAUGGCCGAAAUGGUGGGCGUGCUGGCCGUGCACAUGUUCAUCGACCGCCAUCGGGAGCUGCGCGUGGGGGCGCGGGCCGCCGACUACCUCCAAGGUGCGGCCAUCACGCGCAUCCCCAGCUACCGCUACCGCUAUCGACGCCGCUCACGCUCUUCGUCCCGCUCCACGGAUCCCUCGCAUUCCCGCGAGGCAUCGCCAGUGGGCCUGAAGGCCUUCGGGACGCUGCCCUCCACCGAGCUGUCCAUGUACACGCUGCCCAAGGGCCAAACGGGCACCCCGACAGCCACCUAUAACUCCACGGAGAGGGACCACAACUUCCUGCAGGUGCACAACUGCAUCCAGAAGGACCUGAAAGACUCAGGCGGCCACAGCAACACCGCCAACCGACGCACCACUCCUGUAUGA
Messenger RNA from Chelmon rostratus (copperband butterflyfish), 978 nucleotides. RefSeq names its product voltage-dependent calcium channel gamma-2 subunit-like. The coding region runs from base 10 to 978 and encodes 322 amino acids. The transcript has 4 exons. Gene Ontology annotation, biological process: neurotransmitter receptor transport, postsynaptic endosome to lysosome; neurotransmitter receptor internalization; regulation of AMPA receptor activity. The record is from RefSeq and is a predicted model, not a curated record. NCBI's taxonomy places the organism in Eukaryota, Metazoa, Chordata, Actinopteri, Chaetodontiformes, Chaetodontidae. Gene Ontology annotation, cellular component: postsynaptic density membrane; AMPA glutamate receptor complex; voltage-gated calcium channel complex. Gene Ontology annotation, molecular function: voltage-gated calcium channel activity; channel regulator activity.